ACUAGGACCAUGAUCCAGCAGGUUUUGAUAAGUCUGCGCAAUAUGACCGUUGAGGUGACUACAGAUGGAAUAGUGAAGGUUAACAAUGUGGUCGUCACUGCAACAAUCCAUCCACAAAACAUAGGCAGCGGAGUGAUUUUGUCUCUUGACUCAUCCGGCUUUCCAAGGACUGUUGUAGAUGUGCCUGGUGUUGUGAAAGUUGAACUCACCACCCCUGUUGGGAGAUUAAGGCGUAAAGGACAUAUGGCCAUAAUAUCUGUUCCAGAUGCAUAUGCUGGACUACUAAAUGCGUUGUGUGGAAAUUUCAACGGUGACUCUGCUGACGAUAAUAACCCCUGUUCUGGAGGCCCUCCUGCAGAUUGCUUUGUUAAUGACGGCAGUUGCACCACGACUGAAACAUACCCAUAAAAGAAAAUUAAGAACAAUGGAGGUUUACAGCCAAGAACUUAGAAAAUCUACCGGACUGUUUAAGUUGGGUUUAAUUUUAUAAUUUUAAUUUAUUGGAAAUACUUCAAACAAGUGGGAUUAUUAGAAUACCUGGUGCAUAAACUAUGCAUUUUACUUGUGUAGUUUACAGAUACACUGGCACAGAAAGGCUAUUGAAAAUUCAUGGGGAUUUUUUUCUCUAACUGUGGGAUGUUUUAGUGUAGUAAUCUGGGAAGACAUUGUUAAAAAAAUCCAUAUUAAUCAAGGAUGUUAUUUGCUUAAAAUGUGUAUUUUUGGCUUUUUCAAUUAAUGUAGUAAUCGAAGAAAAUGUAAGUGUAAAUUUUG
Molecule: messenger RNA, 771 nt
Organism: Lingula anatina
Lineage: Eukaryota; Metazoa; Brachiopoda; Lingulata; Lingulida; Lingulidae
Source: RefSeq, a predicted model, not a curated record